Daldinia caldariorum is the source of this 1657-nucleotide messenger RNA. RefSeq lists its product as uncharacterized. Gene Ontology annotation, cellular component: endoplasmic reticulum. Bases 305 to 1540 code for a protein of 411 amino acids. Lineage: Eukaryota; Fungi; Ascomycota; Sordariomycetes; Xylariales; Hypoxylaceae. The transcript has 3 exons. The record is from RefSeq and is a predicted model, not a curated record.
AGCGAAUAUAAAGACAAAUUAAAUUCAAAAAAUUGUUUUUAUAUAGAGAAAAAUUUUAUAAUUAUUCUAUUAGUCAUUCUGAUGGCCUACGAGACGAUUCGGUAAAGUUAUGCGGAUAGCAAAAUGACCUGUUUAAUAGUGGAAUAGGCACUUUUUUUGACGCCAUUCUGCUAGGUACUUUACAUAUGUAUUUAUCGCAGCUCAUCCAGACCAAAGUCCCUGAGAUGCAACAGCGUCACAUAACCGUGUCUUCGUUAUCUACAUCACAUCCACAUCAGCUUCGAGAUCAACCAACCUCGACAAUAUGAAGCUACACAGCUUCUUACUACCCGCCUUAGCAGGCAUUGCUACUACCAGAGCCGAAGACCAGCUAAAGAAUGCCGAGGCAUACAUCAUUAGACAAUCAAAAACUACAACCAGCUCCAAUCCUCCCUCGAUACCAAACCAGCUCGCCCGAGCUAUCCUCCUCCAGCGCCUUAGCACAUCAGAGCAUCCGGCAGCUCUGGGUCAACUACCGGAGUCUAUCUCCCAAGAUGAAUCAAUCUCCUACAUCAACCAGUUUGCAAAGACUCCUGCGCCACUGUUCGAAAUAGCCAACGACGCGAAUGAGCCUCGACAGCUUGUCAUCGCCCUUUCCGGCAUCACCACCGAUAAACAUAACGACCUCAAGGCCGCUAUACCGCGCGUGCCUCUCGCUUUCACCGCUCCCGGACUGAGCGGGCUGCCCGUUCGAGGGAAGAAAUCAAGCUGCGCAUUUGAACAGGCCAUCGAUUCCGACAAUAAGAAAUGCUGGGAAGGCAAGACGCAGUAUCUAGAAUACGACGUCACCAAGAACAAGAACGUAAUCACGCUACUGGGCAAAAACGUCGAGUCCCUCAACGCUCAAGCCGUCGCCGGCAAACUCGACACCACCAUCCUCCUCCUCGCACAACCUAGCGCCGAGGCUGCUGCUGCCGACGACGACGAGCUCCGCCGCCGAGCAUUUAAAGAGGAGAAGGUCUUAGCUGAAGUUGACGACGGCCUCGACGACGAUUGGAUCGACAUCCCCACGGCCGAUUCCACAGUGAGCCACCCGGGCGCCAACGCCGACAAGCCCUUCCACGCCUUCGGGUCCGGGUCCGGCUCCAGCUCCGACUCCAAGCCAGGCUCCUCAGCAGCCGCCGUGUUCUCUUCGAAGCCUCUCCCUGUGCUGCCAGCGUGCUUCGCCUCGCAGAACGCGUGCGUGACCGCGACCGACUCGUGCUCGGGCCGCGGCGAGUGCGUCGACCGCUGGGGCAAGGUGGACGGCGCCACGAGGGCCUGCUUCUCGUGCCGCUGCAUGGCGACCAACGAGACGGACGCCCGGGGCCGCGUUGGCCUGUACCACUGGGGCGGCGCGGCCUGCCAGAAGCGCGACAUCAGCACGCCCUUCUGGCUCUUUGCCGGCGUGUCCGUCACGCUCGCGGCUACCAUCGCUUUCGCCGUCGGGCUGCUGUUUAGCGUCGGCGAGGAGAAGCUUCCUGGUGUGAUUGGGGCUGGUGUCUCGCGGAGUACGAAAUAAGGACGGGGCACGGGGGACGGGGCGGGUAUUGUCGAUAUGUCUAUGUCUGCUUCCGAUGGGUAGAUGUGGAUGCUAGUCUUGUCUUGUCUUGUGUUCAUAUCCGCCUGGCGAGAAAGC